Moneuplotes crassus is the source of this 334-nucleotide messenger RNA. Lineage: Eukaryota; Ciliophora; Spirotrichea; Euplotida; Euplotidae. The record is from the annotation of a GenBank genome assembly.
UUUCCCAAAAACCCUGAGGACAUACUGUAAGAAAGCCAGAAAACACUCUGUCUUCAAAGUAUCGAUUUACAAGAAAGGAAAAGAUGGUAUCAGACAUCAAGGAAAGAGAAGAUACGAUAGGAAACAGAAAGGAUUUGGAGGUCAGACCAAGCCAAUUUUCAGAAAGAAGGCCAAACAGACCAAGAAGGUCACUCUCAAGCUCGAAUGUAUUAAGACCAAGGCAAAGAGAAUGAUGACCUUGAAAAGAUGCAAGACCUUCGUCGUCGGACAAUCUAAGGAGGCCAAUCCUUACGACUAAUUUGGCAGACAUCCCAUGUCUUAAAUAAAUGCUAAG